AUGCCAGGGAGCAAGUGUAAUGUUGAUCCUGCCACACCCAAAAGUAGAACAGAAAGGUUACUGAAGGAAAGAAAUUUACGGAAAUUAAACAGGGUGUUCAAUCUGAAUGAGAAAGCAGGAGAUAGUAUGAGGGAUGCAGAGCUCUUUUCUAAUGAUUCUGCUUUAUCUGAAGCUGAAAAUUGGGCUCCACUUAAUGAGGAAGAAUUGUCUGAAGGGGUUGAUGGAUAUGAAAGGCAAGAUCAGAGGCUUCCUAAACAACGUUUAUUGGUGGUUGCGAAUAGGUUGCCCGUGUCUGCAGUUAGGCAGGGCAAGGAUUCGUGGCAACUUGAGAUAAGUGUAGGUGGGCUAGUCAGUGCACUUCUGGGUCUGAAGGAAUUUGAUGCCAGAUGGAUUGGUUGGGCUGGUGUAAAUGUACCUGAUGAAAUUGGACAAGAAGCACUAACUAAAGCUUUGGCUGAAAAGAAGUGCAUCCCAGUUUUCCUUGACGAAGACACUGUUCAUCAGUAUUACAAUGGUUAUUGUAACAACAUAAUAUGGCCUCUUUUCCAUUAUCUUGGGCUUCCCCAAGAAGAUCGCCUUGCAACCACCCGUAGUUUUCAAUCUCAAUUUGAUGCAUAUAAGAAGGCCAACCAAAUGUUUGCUGAUGUUGUGCACAAACAUUAUGAGGAGGGUGACGUUGUUUGGUGCCAUGAUUACCACCUAAUGUUUCUUCCCAGAUGUCUGAAAGAGAAAAACAGCAACAUCAAAGUUGGUUGGUUUCUUCACACUCCUUUUCCUUCCUCUGAAAUACAUAGGAUGCUGCCAUCUCGUAGAGACCUGUUGGAAUCUGUUCUUGCAGCCGAUUUAGUUGGUUUUCACACAUACGAUUAUGCAAGACAUUUUGUCAGUGCUUGCACUCGUAUCCUCGGGCUUGAGGGUACACCUGAAGGAGUUGAGAAUCAGGGAAAGCUGACUCGUGUAGCAGCGUUUCCUAUUGGGAUAGAUUCUGAUCGAUUCAUUCGAGCUCUGGAACUCCCUCAGGUCCAGGAUCACAUAAAAGAACUGAAAGAAAGAUUUGCUGGCAGAAAGGUUGGAGCUUCUUUUACUGCAUGA
Messenger RNA from Dovyalis caffra, 1092 nucleotides. NCBI's taxonomy places the organism in Eukaryota, Viridiplantae, Streptophyta, Magnoliopsida, Malpighiales, Salicaceae. The record is from the annotation of a GenBank genome assembly.